Exaiptasia diaphana is the source of this 588-nucleotide messenger RNA. RefSeq names its product profilin. The record is from RefSeq and is a predicted model, not a curated record. Gene Ontology annotation, molecular function: actin monomer binding. NCBI's taxonomy places the organism in Eukaryota, Metazoa, Cnidaria, Anthozoa, Actiniaria, Aiptasiidae. Gene Ontology annotation, cellular component: cell cortex.
CUUCAGGGACAGGAAGGUGCCAAUAUUGCAAAGUGCUUCAAGUCAAAAGAUUUUAGUGCUUUCAUGGCUAGUGGGAUUCGUGCAGAAGGAGAAAAAUAUCAGUUUUUAAGAGAGGAGGAAGGCAAAUUAGUUCUUGGAAAAAAGAAGGAUCAGGGGGCGAUUACUUUACAAGCUAGCAAAACAGCAGUAGUCAUUGGUCACACCGCAGAGGGUUGCCAACAAGGAAAUACAAACAAAGGUGUAGCAGUCAUAGCAGAAUAUUUGGAAUCAUUGGGCAUGUAACACCAGCAACUUAGUCAUGUUAAUAUUUUGUACCAUUGUUGUUCUAUGAUCCUCCCUCCAACCUUGUAAAAUUGAAGUCAUAAGUUCCUUAAUUUCACAAGUAUGUCAGUCUGCAUCAAAUUGACAUUUUAGCUAACAACAUUUGUCUGGAUUAACAUGCAGUGAAGAAUUGAAAACAAAAUGCUUAUUUUCUGAUAUCAUUUUAGAAUAUAAAAAUAAUAGCAGUAGCUUGUGAUCCUUUUUUGUCAGAGAAAAUUAACUGUCACAAUAAACUAAUAAUUGGGAAAUUUGUCCCAAACCACGUUA